CGUUGUAGAUUUUUGCUAUAAAUCAUUGAUCCUCUUUCCAACACAUCUUCUCCCACCGACUAAACCAUUUUUGAAGGCAAAACUCCAUUGAAGAAAAGUUGGAAAGCAGAGAGCAUGGAUAGAGAGCAAGAAGAGAUGCAAUUUGUUGGGUUCUUUGGUGUCUACAAAGAAGCCUCCAAGAUCAUAAUUUCAUGGCGGAAAAUCUUCUCCUACAUCACCCUAACACUCAUCCUCCCUCUCUCCUUCAUCUUCCUCCUCCACAUAGAGGUCUCUUCCCUCCUCUUCAGGAAGAUUCUCUACAACUCAAUAGUCAUGGAUGAGACAAAGCCCAACACACCUCAAUACAACAAGCUCUCCGACAUGAUCUCUUCUGAAUGGAUCACUCUGGUGCUCUUCAAACUCGUUUAUUUCACUCUGCUUCUCAUCUUCUCCCUCCUCUCUACCUCAGCAGUGGUCUACACCAUCGCUUCCAUCUACACAGCAAAAGACGUAACUUUCAAGAAGGUGAUGAGUGUGGUCCCAAAGGUUUGGAAGAGGCUCAUGUUGACGUUCUUAUGUGCCUUUGCUGCUUUUUUCGCUUACAAUAUCGUGACCAUGGUGGUUAUCUUCUUGUUGGCAAUUUCAAUCGGGUUAAACACCGGUGGGUUUGUGGUUUUUGCUGUGAUAGCGGUUUUGUACUUCGUUGGGUUUGUGUACCUCACCGUGGUGUGGCAACUGGCGAGUGUUGUGACUGUGUUGGAGGAUUCGUGGGGGGUUCGAGCCAUGUUGAGGAGCAAGGAGUUGAUAAAGGGAAAGAUGGUGUUGUCCAUAUUCGUGUUUUUUACUCUUGUCGGGUCUUUUGUUUUGAUAAGAGUUUUGUUCAAGGAGACUGUGGUGGAUGGAUGGAGUGUGAUCUCUGUCGACAAAACAGCAUACGCUGUUCUUUGUUUCUUGCUCUUGUCUUGUUUGUUCCUCUUUGGGCUUGUUGUGCAAACUGUGAUCUACUUUGUUUGCAAGUCCUUUCAUCAUGAGAAUAUUGACAAAUCAGCUUUAGCAGACUAUCUUGAAGUUUAUCGAGGAGAGUAUGUGCCUUUGACAGCCAAGGAUGUUCAGCUCGAGCAGUACCAAGUUUAAUGUACAACGUAGCUUUGGUGUUAAUAAAUGGUGCGAGGUGUGUUUUGUUGGUAUUAGAUUGAGUUUGUGGGUGUGAUUAAUGUUAUGGUAAGCAGUAUCUAUCAGCGUAUUAAUUUAGGCACUGAGUAUAUGUGGUGGAGCAAAAAUAGAAUCACGAUUUGUUGUUCUGAAAUGGUAAGAAAAUGAAAUUUCAUUGGUUACUUCUACAAAAGGAGAAAGGUUGUGAAUUA
Messenger RNA from Vigna radiata var. radiata (mung bean), 1343 nucleotides. RefSeq lists its product as uncharacterized. The record is from RefSeq and is a predicted model, not a curated record. Bases 115 to 1113 code for a protein of 332 amino acids. NCBI's taxonomy places the organism in Eukaryota, Viridiplantae, Streptophyta, Magnoliopsida, Fabales, Fabaceae. The transcript has 2 exons.